CUCUCUCUCUCUCUCUCUCUCGCUGCUUCCGAUCUUUCAUGCCGCUCCGAAAUCUCUGUAGUUCUCCCGAUUCGCCCAUCUUUAUCUUUUAUUGGCAACCAUUUUCUUCCCCUCCUCUCUUGUCCACGAGCAGUGGCCGACGCCGACCAAAAAGAAGCAGAACAACCGGAUAAGGGUUAGUUGGAUUCCCCUGCAUUCUCGAAUUUCCUUUUCCUUGUCUAUUUCGUGGCGUUUCGUACGAGGAGUUUGGAUUUGGUUGUAGGCACCCACUCAAGGCCCUUCCUUUUCCCCCAAAUCGUCUUCUUUCGUUGUUCCCCUUCCCAGCAAGGACUCCGUCGGCCGGGUCGCAGGCGGUAGCUGGAGGAAGACAAAAAAAAAAGAGGACCUUAGCUGGUUUGAUGCAGGAAAGAUAGGGUUUUUCGUGCGUUCUUUGUCCUUUUUUCCGCGGAUGAAGAUGGUUGCGGGAUGGCAGAGGUGAUGAAAGUGUAAAUGAGCACAGAUAUCUGCUCAAAAAAUGAAAGAAUGUGAUUUUUGGAAUAGUAUUGCUGAUUGCCCAUGAGAUUUUUGUUUUACUGAAUGAACCUUGCUCCUUUGGAAGAAAAUGGUCGUUAGAAUCCUUUAACAAUCCCAUUAAGAUGGAAGAUGAUGCGUCGUGCUUCUUGUGAUUAGCAUCUUAUCGUUGUGGCUUCGAUGGGCGGUAUAGACUUGUUCAAGCAAGUGUGCGUAUGGGUCCAAUUCCAGAAGCAAGACUUUGUGAGUGGCCGAGUUGCUGCAAGCCACGCCGUGGAGAAACUUACGACUCUGAUCGACCGCCACUGGCCUUUGGUUUACAGCUGGUGCACAAUUGUGGCGAUGUUUCUUUUUAGGUUGCUGUUGCGUUGGAGGGAUUGUGUCGCGAGAGGCUUGAGGUCCCUCUUUACCUUCGGUACAACAGCGCUAUUCGUCAUUUUGUGGAGUUGCUUCGUUUGCUUGACUUCGAUGACUUCUAUUGUCUAUGCGAUUCUAUCUCUGGGGGCUGCUGCCACGUUCAUACACUAUUUGGGUUUCACACCUGGACUAUCUAUUAUUGGGCCUUGUGGCAUUUUGAUUAUGUGGAUUUAUGGCUACUUUUGGUUAAUAGCAAUGCUACUAAUAGCUGGAGGUUACGUAAUCUCCCUUAAUCAUGCACGUUACUUGAUAUUGACUGCGAUUGGAUAUGCAGUUUACUGUGUCAAUGCUUAUGUUGGAUUGCAUGGAAUUUUUGUAGCAUUAAAUCUCUCUUUUAUUUCCCAUGAUAUAUUAAAUAACUUGCUUCAAAGAUGUGAUUGUACUGAUGAAGGCACACAUGUUAAAGAGCAAAAGGAGUCAAAACAGGUCAUGGAAGACUUUUCUGUUGACAGUGAAUAUUCCCCUCCGACUAAAGAAGCUGAAGAUGCAGUGUAUUCUAAAUCAUUUUGCACGACAACCAAGGCAUCAAAUCUUUCAAAUACAAAGAAGGAUGCUUCCUCUAGCAAGGUUGUCAUAAUGGAGCCGAUUUCGUUGGUUGAGAUGGAAAGGAUAAUGAACAGCUCAAACCAUUAUGAAGUUCUGGGCCUUCUUAGGAAUAAGAGUGUUGACCAUAAUAUAUUGAAGAAGGAGUACCAUAAAAAGGUCUUACUUGUACAUCCUGACAAAAAUAUGGGAAGUCAAUUAGCUUGUGAAUCAUUUAAAAAGCUUCAGUGUGCAUAUGAGGUUCUUUCAGAUUUGACAAAGAAGAAAAACUAUGAUGAGCAAUUGAGCAAGGAAGAACAUGGGAGAGAGUGUCAGAGGUCUUCUGUUACAUCUCAGCAGGGAGGGGCAGAGUUCCAUCCUGAAGAAUCUAGGUGCAUUCAGUGCACAAAGUGUGGAAAUUCUCAUAUAUGGAUAUGCACCAACAGAAGUAAAUCCAGGGCAAGGUGGUGUCAGGAUUGCUCCCAAUAUCAUCAAGCCAAAGAUGGAGAUGGGUGGGUAGAAAGUGGCUGCCAACCAGUUGUUAUGACACUUCAGAAGUUGGAAAUCCCACGAGCUUUUGUCUGUGCAGAGAGCAAAGUAUUUGAUGUGUCCGAGUGGGCAAUUUGUCAGGGAAUGACAUGUAGGCCCAACACUCAUGGGCCAAGCUUUCAUGUGAACAUGGUCGCUUUUGAUAGCACAGGGCUGCGAUCCAAUUCCUCUACAUAUUCUUGGGGAUUGGAUGCUAAGAUGGCUGUUGAGGAUGGCGAGUUUGAGCUGUGGCUUCAGGAGGCUUUGGCAUCUGGCAUCUUCUCUGAGACACCAAAGCGUAGAAAAAGCUGGCCAUUCAAGAUUAACCAGAAAGGCAUGAAACCAUGGCGAAGAUCACCAUGAACAAAGAUAAUUAGGUCACAAGAGGUUUCUUUGGAAAACCAGAAGAGAAAAGAAACAAGAAAUUCGGUUGUGGCGCUAUUUGGAUUUGCUGAUAUUUGAAUCCAGAUGAACAAUUCAUGGUCUUUGUUGUUUGAUUUAAAUGCGUAAAAAGAUGGACGGAUAUUUGUGUGUUCUGCAGUUGUGGCCCUGCAGAAGAACUAAACAAGAAGAGAUUCCUCCAUGUUUACCAGAACAAUUAGGAGGAAAAAAAGAACCACGACAUGAUCAUCCGGGAAGAAAUUAAAGAGGUGUAUUAGGUUAUUAGUAGUAUCUUCUCAUAUUUUGUACUCAAAAGUACAAAACCAAUCAAGGAUUAGGCAAACUUGUAAAGAAAUGCUGGUGAUUAGUACAUUAAACACUAUUUAUGUAACAUUUGUAGCAAAUAUCUGCCUUUGCAGCUACAUUUUAUGGUUCUUUUGCAUCUGAACAUAGAA
Musa acuminata subsp. malaccensis (wild Malaysian banana) is the source of this 2813-nucleotide messenger RNA. RefSeq lists its product as uncharacterized. Lineage: Eukaryota; Viridiplantae; Streptophyta; Magnoliopsida; Zingiberales; Musaceae. The record is from RefSeq and is a predicted model, not a curated record.